GAAAAAAAAGAAAGAAAAGAAACCCACCCACCCACCCCAGCCCCCCAAAAAUCACACACACAAAAAAAGAAAAGAAAAAAGAAAAAAGGGGGAAAAAAAGAAAAAAAAAUCCUGUGGCGCGCCGCCUGGUUCCCGGGAAGACUCGCCAGCACCAGGGGGUGGGGGAGUGCGAGCUGAAAGCUGCUGGAGAGUGAGCAGCCCUAGCAGGGAUGGACAUGAUGCUGUUGGUGCAGGGUGCUUGUUGCUCGAACCAGUGGCUGGCGGCGGUGCUCCUCAGCCUGUGCUGCCUGCUACCCUCCUGCCUCCCGGCUGGACAGAGUGUGGACUUCCCCUGGGCGGCCGUGGACAACAUGAUGGUCAGAAAAGGGGACACGGCGGUGCUUAGGUGUUAUUUGGAAGAUGGAGCUUCAAAGGGUGCCUGGCUGAACCGGUCAAGUAUUAUUUUUGCGGGAGGCGAUAAGUGGUCAGUGGAUCCUCGAGUUUCAAUUUCAACAUUGAAUAAAAGGGACUACAGCCUCCAGAUACAGAAUGUAGAUGUGACAGACGAUGGCCCAUACACGUGUUCUGUUCAGACUCAACAUACACCGAGAACAAUGCAGGUGCAUCUAACUGUGCAAGUUCCUCCGAAGAUAUAUGACAUCUCAAGUGAUAUGACCAUCAAUGAAGGAACCAAUGUCACCCUGACUUGCUUGGCCACUGGAAAACCAGAGCCUUCCAUUUCUUGGCGGCACAUCUCCCCAUCAGCAAAACCAUUUGAAAAUGGACAAUAUUUGGACAUUUAUGGAAUUACAAGGGACCAGGCCGGAGAAUAUGAAUGCAGUGCAGAAAACGAUGUGUCAUUCCCAGACGUGAAAAAAGUAAAAGUUGUCGUAAACUUUGCUCCUACAAUUCAGGAAAUUAAAUCUGGCACCGUGGCCCCAGGACGCAGUGGAUUGAUAAGAUGCGAAGGUGCAGGUGUGCCGCCUCCGGCCUUUGAAUGGUACAAAGGAGAGAAGAAGCUUUUCAAUGGCCAACAAGGAAUCAUUAUUCAAAACUUUAGCACAAGAUCCAUUCUCACUGUUACCAAUGUGACACAGGAGCACUUCGGCAACUAUACUUGUGUGGCUGCCAACAAGCUGGGCACAACCAAUGCGAGCCUGCCUCUCAACCCUCCAAGUACAGCCCAGUAUGGAAUUACCGGGAGCGCUGACGUUCUUUUCUCCUGCUGGUACCUUGUGUUGACACUGUCCUCUUUCACCAGCAUAUUCUACCUGAAGAAUGCCAUUCUACAAUAAAUUUAAAGACCCAUAAAAGGCUUUUAAGGAUUCUCUGAAAGUGCUGAUGGCUGGAUCCAAUCUGGUACAGUUUGUUAAAAGCAGCGUGGGAUAUAAUCAGCAGUGCUUACAUGGGGAUGAUCGCCUUCUGUAGAAUUGCUCAUUAUGUAAAUACUUUAAUUCUACUCUUUUUUUGAUUAGCUACAUUACCUUGUGAAGCAGUACACAUUGUCCUUUUUUUAAGACGUGAAAGCUCUGAAAUUACUUUUAGAGGAUAUUAAUUGUGAUUUCAUGUUUGUAAUCUACAACUUUUCAAAAGCAUUCAGUCAUGGUCUGCUAGGUUGCAGGCUGUAGUUUACAAAAAAGAAUAUUGCAGUGAAUAUGUGAUUCUUUAAGGCUGCAAUACAAGCAUUCAUUUCCCUGUUUCAAUAGGAGUCAAUCCACAUUUACAAAGAUGCAUUUUUUUCUUUUUUGAUAAAAAAGCAAAUAAUAUUGCCUUCAGAUCAUUUCUUCAAAAUAUAACUAACACAUAUCUAGAUUUUUCUGCUCGCAUGAUAUUCAGGUUUCAGGAAUGAGCCUUGUAAUAUAACUGGCUGUGCAGCUCUGCUUCUCUUCCCUGUAAGUUCAGCAUGGGUGUGCCUUCAUAUAAAAUAAUAAUUUUUCUCUUCAUCUCCGACUAAUAAAAUGUUUUGCCAAAUCCUACAAUUUGAAAGCAAAAUAAACCAUAAGAUAAAGUCGGACUAUAUCCUAUCUCUCAAGAAUGAAGGAGCUGUUAGACUCUAAAAAUCUCAUCCCUCCUAACCCGUGUGGUAUGAGGAUUUUGCCCCAUAUAAACUCAGUUGUGUAAUGAAAAUAAUGCAAUUAAUAUAGUGCAGGUAAAUUUAUUACAAUAUGUAUUCUUGUAGUUGUAGUUGAAUGUUGGAUCCUCUUUGGGAAAUAAUUCCCUUCUAAAUGACAGCACAGUCCAUCCGAGAAAUUGCCUAACAAUACAACAUCCUUUCCUUUCACUAUUCCAAGCCAAAAUUUUUAAGAUGGCUUGUCCGAAAGAACACAAAGUCUGAUCACCUAAGAUUACAUGAGUUGGUGAGCACACCAGAUUUGUUUGGCUCUGAGGCAGGUAAGUGGGUAUGAUAGAUACAGUGCUCCUGCAGACAGGGGCAUUUCGCAUAUCUUGCACCUGAAAACAUCACUCACUUGAUAGUUGGGAAUGAAUGUUGUAUAAAAGAAAAAUUUCCAAGAUACAUUGUAUCAAAUAUUCUGUGCUGGCAUGCAGCAGAUCAAUCCCUGAAAUAACUAAUCCUGUAAUAAAAUCUUUCUCUGGAGCCAUGUCAGUUCAAACAAACAAGGCCAAAAAACAAACCACACCACCAAAAUUACCAUGCUUUUUUUCUUCUUACAUGAUAUUUGUAAGAUGUGAUCUAAUGAAGACAAGACACCAGUGAUUAGAAUAUCUUGAUUAUAUUAAUUAUUAAGUUAUCAUGGAUAUUUGUUUCUAUCAUAAAGAAUGAAAACUACAUUUUUAAAUGAAAAUAGUGUUACUCUAAAGUAUUAUGUUAGAAGAGUAUUUUGAUGGUUUUACUCUUUACUAAAGAAAGACCUUAGUCUUGAAAGCCAUUUUCCAAGUUUGACGAAAUUACCAGUUUCACUGCAGAGACAGUUUUCCACAAAUAGUUCCCUUCUGCAAGUCAUACUAAUCACAAAAAAGCUACUAAUAAAGUUAGAUACAAGAUAUUUCAUAGCGGGCGUAUAUCCUUAAGAUAUCUAAUAUUUUGCCCCGAAAGAAAUGGCUUGAAAAAUCAUCAAUUUUUUUCAAGUAAAGCUUAGCUCUGAAGUACACCAUAAAUCUAUUUUAAUUAGAAAAAAGUAAAUCCUAAAUGAGGAGACAUAAAUAUACAGUGUUUGCACAAAAUGGCAAUAAUAUGGCAUAACGCUAUUAAAUUUACUCACUAUAAUAAUUCAUUAUAUUAUUUUGACUGAUGUAUUAAAAACUUUUUUAACACACAUGACAUUUUAAUUUUGAUUAUUAUUGAUUUGCUUAUUUAAAUAUUAUUUGUGGAAUUGGUGAGUAAACUAUAUAUAUAUAUAUACAUAUAUAUAUAUAUAUAUAUAUAUAUAUAUAUAUAUUGUUUUUGUAUUGCAGCUUUAAAGUGGCACACUCCAUAAUAAUCUACUUACUAGAAAUAGUGGUGCUACCACAAAAGUGUUAACCAUCAGUACCAUUGUUUGGGAGAAAGAAACAGAUCAAGAAUGCAUAUUAUACAGUGACCGCUUUCCUAGAGUUAAAGAUACCUCCUCUUUGUAAGGUUUGUAGGGUAAAUGUGAGGUAAAUCAAGGUAUAAACUAUGGAUGAACCAAAUAAUUAGUUCAAAGUGUUGUCAUGAUUCCGAAUUUGUGGAGUCUGGUGUUUUUCCCAUAGAAUGUGACAGAAGUACAGUCAUAGCCCAGUAGCUAUAUGUAUUUGCCUUUAUGUUAGAAGAGAAUUCCUUGAGUGACAUUUUAAAUAGAGGAGGUAUUCACUAUGUUUUUCUGUAUCACAGCAGCAUUCCUAGUCCUUAGGCCCCUGAACAGAGUGAAACCAUGAGUAUUUAUGAGUUCAAUAUUGUUCAAAUAAGGCUACAGUAUUUGCUUUUUUGUGUGAAUGUAUGCAUAUAAUGUUCAAGUAGAUGAUUUUACAUUUAUAGACAUAUGAAAUGUCUGAUUACUCCAUUUUAUCAGUCCUGACUGUACAAGAUUGUUGCAAUUUCAGAAUAGCAGUUUUAUGAAAUUGAUUUACCUUUUGAUCUAAAACAAUUUUUUUAGCUUUUCAUUUCAGCGUUUUAUUUCCACAAGUUCCAUUUGUGGGAAUCCUUUUGUUGCCCCUAGUUUUGUUUUGGGUUUUUUUUUUUUUUUUUAGGAAAGAAAAAUAAAAAGCAGUUGAAGAAAGAGAGUGGAAAGAAAAGAAAAAGACAGAAAAGAGUGGCGGUAAAGAGAGAGGGGGGAAACGGAAGAAGGAAGGACAAAAGGAAGGAAGGGAGGGAGGAAGAAAGGGAGAGAGGGAAGAACAGAACAUUAGGGUAGUUGACUUAAUUCAUUUGCAUUCUUGGUUUAACUGCACGUGGUGUAAUUAUGUUUUACAAUGAUCCCAUUCGAAACAUAAGUCCUGUGACACCAUUAAGUUCCUAUUAUGCAGCAAUUAUAUAAUGAAAAGUACUGCCCAAAUUAUAGUAUUGUGUUUUUUGGGAAACACUAAAAGAUUCUAGAGAGAAUGUCAAACUUAAAACCACUUUUGGGGGUGUUUAAAACUUAAGUGAAAAAUUAAUGCUUUACAUUCAAGCUAUAUCUAGAAAGUAGACUGGAGAACUAAGAAAAUUACCCAGGUAAUUCAGGACAAAAAGAAAUUUCAUAUAUAUAUAUAUAUAUAUAUAUAUAUAUAUAUAUAUAUAUAUAUCCCAAUGUGUGAAGUCAGAAAACUGAGAAAUUUAUCAAAGCCAAUCAUCUAUAUUGAUCAAAUUUACUGAAAAAUUGUUAAUUUAUCCAUUGUGCUUAGCUUUGUGACAGCCAAAAUUAUCUAUUUAAUCUUUUCAAUAAAAAUUGUUUUUUGAAAUUCAGAAAUGAUUUAAAAAGAGGUCAGGUUUUUAACUAUUUAUUGAAGUAUGUGGAUGUACAGUAUUUCAAUAGAUAUGAAUAUGAAUAAAUGGUAUGCCUUAAGAUCCUUUGAAUAUGUAUUUACUUUAAAGACUGGAAAAAGCCCUUCCUGUCUUUUAGUAAAACAUCCAUAUUUCAUAACCUGAUGUAAAAUAUGUUGUACUGUUUCCAAUAGGUGAAUAUAAAGUCAGUUUAUCAAUUAAAAUAUGUAUUUGACUCAUUUAAAAGCUUUAUUAGUUUGAGAGAAAAAGGAAGAAAUAAUAAUUUAAACAUACUUCUGCUAUUCCCUUCUUUAUUUUCUGCUGCAUUCACCAUACUAAACUCACAUCUUUCAGGUGCUCCAAAACAAUACAAGUUGAAAAUAUUAGAUGCUACAAUUUCAAAGGGCUCCACAAUGUAGCCUUUUUCUCUGUUGCUGAUUCCCAGAAGGUUUCACAAGUUGAACUACAUCUAGCCUAAAGAAGCAAUUUUCUGGAAAGACUUAACUAUCCAUUAUUUAGGACUCUCACCUGCCGAAAU
Lutra lutra (Eurasian river otter) is the source of this 5396-nucleotide messenger RNA. It is a transcript of the gene NEGR1, whose product is annotated as neuronal growth regulator 1. The transcript is spliced from 7 exons. Bases 210 to 1274 code for a protein of 354 amino acids. The record is from RefSeq and is a predicted model, not a curated record. Lineage: Eukaryota; Metazoa; Chordata; Mammalia; Carnivora; Mustelidae. Gene Ontology annotation, cellular component: neuron projection.